CAGAAGUUCCCCCUGCGCAUGAAGGACAACGACCUCCUGGUGACGGAGCUCUACCGCGACCCAACCGAAGACGCCGUCACCGCCCUCAGCGUCUACCUCACCCCCAAAACCAGCGACAGCGGGAAUUGGAUCGAGAUUGCUUACGGCACCAGCUCCGGCGUGGUGCGGGUCAUCGUGCAACACCCUGAAACCGUCGGCUCCGGCCCUCAACUCUUCCAAACCUUCACCGUCCACCGCAGCCCCGUCACCAAAAUCAUGUUGUCGGAGAAACACCUCAUCUCCGUCUGCGCCGACAACAACCACGUCCGCACCUGGACGGUGACGCGUUUCCGCGGGAUGAUCUCCACCCAACCGGGCUCUACGCCGUUGGCUUCCUUCAAGAUCCUCGCCUUGGAUGAGCUCGAGGGCUCCGGCGCCGGUGCCGAUAUCGGUGAGGAAAGCGCCCCCUGCUGGUUUGGCGCCGAGGUCAACGGCGGCGGGG
Egretta garzetta (little egret) is the source of this 481-nucleotide messenger RNA. RefSeq names its product SH3KBP1-binding protein 1-like. The transcript has 3 exons. The annotation marks the transcript as partial. The record is from RefSeq and is a predicted model, not a curated record. NCBI's taxonomy places the organism in Eukaryota, Metazoa, Chordata, Aves, Pelecaniformes, Ardeidae. Gene Ontology annotation, molecular function: protein binding.